Molecule: messenger RNA, 1431 nt
Organism: Ascochyta rabiei
Lineage: Eukaryota; Fungi; Ascomycota; Dothideomycetes; Pleosporales; Didymellaceae
Exons: 1
Coding region: 1-1431 (476 amino acids)
Source: RefSeq, a predicted model, not a curated record
AUGCCCACACGUCCACUACCUACCGCCCACUACCGCCCACUACCGCCCACUACCGCCCACUACCGCCCACACGCCGCACACGCCGCACACGCCGCACACAGCACUCGCACACGCACGCGCCUCGCACUCAGGCACCGCCACCAGCCCAAUGUCGCGACCACGAUGCCGCUCCAGAAGCCUUCACCGCACCGCUUCUUAGCCCCGCACCCGCCGUCCACGCAGACGCCCAAAGCAAAGCCCAAAUCCAGCCUGCGCCAUGUCGUCACGCCGCAGACGCCGAAGCAGACACCCGAGCUGCAGUUCAGGCAGAUCACGCCGGCGAAGCGCUUCGUAGUUGCGUCUGAAACGCCACGCCCGCACGCCGCCGAGGAGCCAGGCUCGCGCGCAGCGACCGACUACACGCCGCGUUCCAAGGCGCAGCGGAAGUGGGAGAGGGUCGAGAGCAUAGAAGAAGCGUCGCAGUCGAGUCCGUCUCGAGGGGCGGGCGGGGACGCAUUCGACGUCGUGCAGACGAUCGAGCAUGGCGCCGCGUUUAUGGAAGAGGGAGAUGAGCACCGCAACGAUGGCAGUGACGACGACGAUGACGACGAGAUCCUCUUCGAAUCCCAGCAUCGCUCCAAACGCCGCCGUACCUCAUCCCCCACGACGCCGCUCCGCCAACCACCACCUCCAGAAACCCCCCUCCCCAGCGCAGCACCGCACCGCUUCCGCUUCCCUCCACCCGCACCCACGCCACUGAGCGCCCUGCACGCCUCCACCACAGCAACGGCAACAACCGCGCCACCACCGCGCCCCCACUUCCUCCUCCCAGCGCGGCCCACCUCCCCCGAAACACCGCCAGCCCCACUUCCCGAGCUCUUCUCCCCCUCGCGCAAAACGCAGAAAUACCUCCCCACCGGCCUAGCCGCAACAGUGCAGCGCUGGAUCAUCGAAGCCGCCCAGACCGGUUUCGCAGCGCGGGAGCACCGGGGCGUAGCGUGGGAGAGAGAAGAGGGCGUGAAACUCAAACUCCGCGUGUCUAGCCUCGGGGUGCACGGUGACGGGAGAAAGAAGGAGGUCAGGUGUCUCCCCGGAACGACGACCUUCCUCCGGGGCGACGCUCAACCGGCGCUGGACGGCGUCGCAGAGAGGUCGACCUUGCUUGCAGAGGACGAGGAAGGAACGGGGACAGACCGACGAGAAGGAAGAAACACAGACCGACGAGAAGCGAGAGACACAGACCGACGAGAAGGAAGAGAGACAGACCAACGAAAAGGAAGAGACACAGACCAACGAGACCUAAGAGUCCUGCUCGCCGGCCAAGGCGGCGCACGAGGCGCUGCAGGCGUCCAGGUGCGCGUCGGCAGCGUUGUGGGCCUCCGCGCGCCAACGUGGCAUGUGUGCGUUGGGGGAAUCGAGUGGCUCGUGGGCGUGGACUGGGCCGUGCUGUGA